CGGCGGUUGAAUGUAUUGUUUGCGUGCUUGGCAACCAUCGUGGAGCGAAUUUGUACAUGUUGAAAUUGAAAGUGUAGCUUAAACUGCUAGAAUAGGGUGUUUAUCUUGCAUCUCUUGUAUAUUAUGAGUGUUGCAAGUAAUACUGAAUUAUAGGCUCAGGGCGUCAGAUGUUCAGCGUGAUGGGAAAUUGUAUAUCGUGUUGGAAACGCCACCGCGAACCUCACAAGGAGAUUACGUUACUGCUGGUUGGAAUCGACAAUGCAGGAAAGACUGUUGCUGCCAAAGGUUUAUUAGGAGAGUCGAUCGAGGGCGUCGCGCCGACGGUCGGGUUCUCAUCGUCGUCGAUGAGGUACGACAAAUUCGACGUGACCCUGCAUGACCUCGGCGGCGGCAAGAAGAUCCGCGCCAUCUGGAAGAACUACUUGUCGGAGGCGUACGGCCUCAUCUACGUCGUCGAUUCGAGCGACGGCGAGCGCAUGCAGGAGUCGAAGGCUGUUCUAAAGGACCUGCUGCAGAAUCCGCGCAUAUCCGGCAAGCCAGUGCUAGUACUAGCGAAUAAGCAGGACGUGCCCGGUGCGUUGGAUGAGAUUGAUGUGGUGGAUCAGCUGGAUCUAGAGCUGCUAGUGAACACAUAUAAAUGUCCCUGCAGGGUGGAGACAUGCUCGGCGUCACUCGGCCAGGGCAAGAAGAUGGACGCCGCGCUGAGAGCUGGCUUCCGCUGGCUGCUGGAGACGAUCGGUGCGAACUUUGACCUUCUGCACAAGCGCGUCGAGCACGAGACGGCGCUGCAGCGGGAGGCUGAGGAACAGGACAAGCGCGAGAGGAUUGCGCGCGUGAAGAAGGCACAGGAGGAGAGAGCGAAAGCUGAAGGUCAGAACGAAGAAGACUGUUGCAGUUAAAAAUGAAUUGGCACCU
This is a messenger RNA of Priapulus caudatus, 915 nucleotides long. Its product is annotated as ADP-ribosylation factor-like protein 13B. The record is from RefSeq and is a predicted model, not a curated record. Gene Ontology annotation, biological process: non-motile cilium assembly; receptor localization to non-motile cilium. Gene Ontology annotation, cellular component: non-motile cilium; ciliary membrane. Gene Ontology annotation, molecular function: GTP binding; GTPase activity. The coding region runs from base 168 to 899 and encodes 243 amino acids. NCBI's taxonomy places the organism in Eukaryota, Metazoa, Priapulida, Priapulimorpha, Priapulimorphida, Priapulidae. The transcript is spliced from 6 exons.